CGGAAGUUAACGUUUAUUUACUUGCACCCGCUGCGGUACAGACCGACUGCGUUUGGAGGCGAUACAGCUGACACCCCGUGCUACCCCUUCGUCCAAGGACAAGGAUAUUUUGAUCGCACGGCGAAGAUCUGAUGGUGUGUCGGAGCCGCGUACAGAGGGAGGCGACAGAAUACCGUCUAACGGCGCCGAUGGAAUUAAUCGUGGUUAUUAAUCUCGCGCAGAUAACGGGGCAAAAUGCGCGUGUGUGAUGCGGCCGAGUGCUCUCGCUGCAGUAUCCGCGCAGAGGCGCGUGAACCCCCGGCUGCGGGUUGACCGUCGAUCCAGCGUGUUGUUUUGGUGAAUAUGUGUCGAAAUGAAAUGAAAAUGGUGCUGUAAAGAAACAAAGAGGGUGUUUAUAUACAGUUGUAAUAAAGCAUAUCUGUUUAGGGGGUUUGUUUUGUUGAAAUGAGCCAGCGCAGAAUGUCUGCGUCUCUACAGCGCGUAUAAACGGGUCGGAUAGCCGGUGUGGACUGUUGUCUGUGGUCGAUGAUAAGCCGCAGCCGGUUUAUCUGAGAGUCUGUUAUGCUCGUGAUUCAGUGUGCGUCUUUGUGCGUGACGCGCUGAGGAUGGCAUCCGGUGCCGGUGGGGAGGCGGGGGGUGGAGGCCCCGCACCCGUGAAACCGUUCCCGUACUUGUGUGAGGAGUUAACUCAGGGUUUGAAAUCUAAGAGCCUCCCCGCGCUCAGCGGCAGUAAGGCUCCGGAGCAGGACGCGGAAAAGACUCUGCUCUCUGCCCCGACAGAGCGUCGUGAGCUGGAGGGACGCGGCGCUGCUGCGCUCUUGACGCUCCGCUUGCCGCGGCUGCACGUGAGGCGCUAUGUGGACGGGAUCUUGUCGGACUCGCGCUGCUUUCUGUUCUGCAUGUGUUACCUCACCUUCAUCCAGUCUCUGAUGGUGUCCGGCUAUCUCAGCAGUGUCAUUACCACCAUAGAAAAGCGGUACAGUCUGCGGAGCUCAGAGUCGGGUCUUCUGGUCAGCUGUUUUGACAUCGGUAGUCUCCUCGUUGUGGUGUUCAUCAGCUACUUCGGUGGGCGGGGCCAGAGGCCUCGGUGGUUGGCUUUAGGGGGCGUGCUCAUUGCUGUGGGUGCCGCCCUCUUCUCCCUACCUCACUUCAUCUCUCCGCCGUAUCAGCUGGAGGAGCUGAACAGCACAGUAGGAGGAGAGGGGCUCUGUGCCGGCGGGAAUGGCAGUGGGCAGGAGGGGCCAGCACUGUCCAGGUGCCAGCGGGACCGGGAGGAGAGUGAGCACGCCCUCUAUGUGGCGCUGUUCAUCUGCGCUCAGAUCCUCGUGGGAAUGGGAUCGACUCCCAUAUACACCCUUGGGCCAACUUACCUGGAUGACAAUGUGAAGAAAGAGAACGCAUCCCUGUACCUGGCUAUCAUGUAUGUAAUGGGAGCUCUUGGACCAGCUGCUGGGUAUCUGCUGGGUGGGAUUCUGAUCGGAUUCUAUGUCGACCCCGGGACCAUUGUCAAUAUUGAUCAGAGUGACCCACGGUUUGUGGGAAACUGGUGGAGUGGGUUUCUUCUGUGUGCUGUGGCAAUGUUGUUGGUAAUCUUCCCCAUGUUGUCCUUCCCUAAAAAACUUCCUCCACGGCACAAGAAAAGUAAAAGUCGUGUAAAAAAGGGUGCAGGUGAUGUCUCCAGCGUUGACGAAAUGAUGAAGGAAAAGAGCCAGGCUGUCUCAUCCUCCAUGGGUUUUGGCAAAAAUAUCAAAGAUUUGCCAAAAGCAGCAGUGCGUAUAUUGAGUAAUGUGACGUUUUUAUUUGUGAGUUUGUCGUAUACGGCAGAAUGUGCCAUCGUCACAGCCUUCAUCACUUUCAUACCCAAAUUUAUUGAAUCUCAAUUUGGUGUUCCAGCAUCUAAUGCCAGUAUAUACACAGGUCUGAUCAUCGUACCCAGUGCAGGUGUCGGUAUAGUUUUAGGUGGAUACAUCAUUAAGAAACUGAAGCUUGGUGAAAGAGAAGCAGCAAAGCUGGCCAUGAUCUGCAGUGGCGUGUCUUUGCUCUGCUUUUCCACUCUCUUCAUUGUCGGCUGUGAGAGCAUCAACCUCGGUGGAAUCAAUAUCCCUUACACCAACGGGCCGACGCUGACUCUGUCUCACCGAAACCUGACAGGAAGCUGUAAUGUCAACUGUGGCUGCAGGAUUCAUGAGUAUGCGCCUGUCUGUGGCUCUGAUGGCAUCACCUACUUUAACCCAUGUCUGGCUGGCUGCAGCAACAUCGCCAACCAAACCUCAGGAAUCAGAAACUAUUCGGACUGCGCAUGCGUUCAGAGCAGACAGGUGAUCACGCCGUCGGGAGGAAACCAUGAUCUGCAGCUGGUGAUUGUGAAGACAUACCUAAAUGAGAACGGUUAUGCACUGGCAGGAAAGUGUGAGCGCACAUGUGGAACGCUCAUCACCUUCCUCAUCUUUCUCUUCAUCGUCACUCUCAUAACCGCCUGCGCUCAGCCGUCCGUCAUCAUCGUUACGCUCAGGUCAGUGGAGGAAGAGGACAGGCCGUUUGCUCUGGGAAUGCAGUUUGUUCUUCUCAGGACUCUUGCCUACAUCCCCACUCCUAUCUAUUUUGGAGCUGUGAUUGACACCACCUGUAUGCUGUGGCAGCACGAUUGUGGUUUCCAUGGGUCCUGCUGGGAGUACGAUGUCACUUCCCUCCGCUUUGUUUACUUUGGGCUGGCUGCAAGCUUGAAGUUCCUGGGCUUCCUGUUCAUCUUUCUCACCUGGUAUUCACUGAAGCAGCGCGAGGAGCAGACGCACACACACACGCACGCACACACACUUUCCCCGCUAGACACGGUGAGCCACCUCAUCUGUCACGCAGGAGGUCACAAAGGCCAUGCCCGCACACGCUCCUGUCCUGUCUUCCUGCCUCGCCCACCAGAACACUCCCACGCUGCAGUGCCAACUGGACACUCCCUUAGCCGUGGUAACAGCUGCCCUGGCAAUGGCCUGAAAGCAAUAACUCCGCCCAUACGGUCACUUGAAAAAGUUGCGGUGUGAGGACUGGAGCCUGGAGCGCACACACACACGUACUCGCUCAUACACGUGCAUGAAACAUCAUACGAUUAUGACGGCCGAUUAUGUAAAUGGAAACAUACCACAACACUUAUAGCCAUUGCUGGUGCCUUUUUUUUUUAAACACACACACAAACACACUUCAAAUACACAUUAUCACAGGAUUUUUGUGAAACACUGAUUAGUAAUAAAACUUUUUUGACAAUACCUCAGCAUGAUGAAUACCUCUGUUCAUCAUAACAUACCAAUACAAACAUACUCAAACACAUAUAGUCAUCUCAUCUAGUUAUCUAUAGUGUUAGCUGUGCACAUACUCUUUUGCUUCUCCUGUACAGCAGACAGAUACAUGUACUUAUUAACCUCGUUUAUUCAUCCAUUUGUCAACAGUGAAGGGAAAGAGACUGCAAACUUUACUAUGCAAACUCCUCCCAUAGCACUGGCUCCUCCUAAAUCACAUUAGCCCUUCCCCUAAUAAACCUCCAUACCGACCAUUUUUUUCUACACCCAAACUGUAAACUCCUCCCACAGUACUUUUUAAAUUUUUUAGCCAGAAUGCAUUGCUUUUGAUUUCGAUCUUUGAGGCUAUCCUAACCUAUCUUCCAAAUAUAUUGACCACUCCUAGAGUGUAGACUCCUCCCACAGUAUUGACUCAUACAAGUUGUGGCCCUUCCCAAACUUAAAACUCCUCCCCUAAAACAACAAUGUAAGCUCCUCCUUGCGCUCUGACUCCUCCUGAAUAACAUUAGCUCCUCCCAAACUUCAAACCACUCCCUUAAAACAACCUCUCUACCAACAAUAGGUGCGUUCGACUUAAAGCACGGCUACAGUCAGCGGUCAACGAGAGUAGCCGCUUGCAGUCGGGGGUGGAGUUGAAAACAGUCACAUCAAUCUGGACACUUUCUGCUCCCAUAGUGAUAAUCAUGCGCUGUUUGCAUACUUCAUCACAGAUGAAGUGAAUUAAAUGCAAUAUUUGUCAAAUACAAAGAUGUUUCAGAAACAUUUUCAUGAGCAACAGAAAACUUUUUAUAUACUGCUUAAUACAGCGCCAUCUUUUCAAGAAUAAAGUUCAACAUAAUCAUAUAUUAUUUAAAUACCGAGUAGUGGUAUAUAUGCUUCUAUCAAUGUUGUAUGAUAAACGUGACUCAAUGCAACAGUGGGACUACAGUAAAAAAAGCUUUUACAGUUCUGAAAACAGAUUUGUGGCCAUUAUUGGAAUUGAAAAGGUUAGAAUAAACCUGAAACACAUGUGAUCGUUGUCAUGCGGUGAAUCUAACCAAUCGUGAAACAGCUGAGUCAGCCGGCUGCUCUCGAAACGCUCUCGCGGUACUUUGAUGCCAAACGUGACAGUCAUGUGGCGUUGGCGCUGUCUCAAGUUGGACAAAAUUUCUAACUGGCAGAUUGCGAUUGGUCUGCUUUAAACCCCACCCACUGUUUUGACUCCACCUUGUUCCAUUUAUUUUUCAGCUGUUUUAUCUUGUGUGCUGUAUUAUAUGUUUAGCUUGUUAGUCCUACAGUGAUCGUGUUUUUGCAACAGUUGGUGCAGUGCACGCAUCUGUUAGGUUUUCUGUGUCUUCUUCCAUAUCUUCAGAAUUUUGUGCAUCAUAUCAGUAUUCAAAAUGUUUCCUUCAGUUGGUCUUGAUCAUAAACAGACAUCUUAGUAAAUAACAUGCACACAAAUACAACAUGUAUAGGAGACACGUCAUCUCAUGUUCACACAGACAUGUUUAUUCCUGAAAACAUGCUCUCACGUCUCUGUAGAUGGUGUUCUGUUUGUGCUGAAAUUGAGCCAGUAUUAGUGGGGUUGAUGGUAAUGCAACUGUCAACACCAGCUCUGUGCAGAAAUCAGCUUCAUUCCUGAUCACUGCAGGACUUCAGUAGAAACAGAGCAGAAUACACACGAGUACUGAAUUACUGCUGAAGAAACAGUGUUUCAUUUGCCUCUCCCUCUUUUUCCCAUCCUUCCUAUGUUACUGUGCUCUAUUUGCGAACAGAAGACACAUUGAUACAAUUAUUUAUUUUCAAAAAUUUUUGAAGUUAAUUAAAGAUACUUGAAGGUUUGGCUAAUCAUAGGCAAACCUGGAGAAAUUCUUUAUUAACUGUUUUGGUUUACUUGUACAAAUAAAGGAUUUGUGUCAAUAAAAUGAU
Molecule: messenger RNA, 5195 nt
Organism: Cyprinus carpio (common carp)
Lineage: Eukaryota; Metazoa; Chordata; Actinopteri; Cypriniformes; Cyprinidae
Product: solute carrier organic anion transporter family member 5A1-like
Biological process (GO): sodium-independent organic anion transport; transmembrane transport
Cellular component (GO): membrane
Molecular function (GO): protein binding
Source: RefSeq, a predicted model, not a curated record